Messenger RNA from Lachnellula hyalina, 942 nucleotides. Its product is annotated as NmrA-like family domain-containing protein. The record is from RefSeq and is a predicted model, not a curated record. NCBI's taxonomy places the organism in Eukaryota, Fungi, Ascomycota, Leotiomycetes, Helotiales, Lachnaceae. The coding region runs from base 1 to 942 and encodes 313 amino acids. The transcript has a single exon.
AUGCCUACCACUUACCUGAUCACCGGAGCUACAGGAUACCAAGGAGGGUCCACGGCCCGCCAACUCCUCUCCCACGGCCACCGCAUCCACGCAUUCGUGCGCAACCCCUCAUCACCAGCCGCGCAGAACCUCGCAGCCCUCGGCGCCACACUCUUCAAAGGCGACUACAGCGACCUACCCUCCAUAAUCGCUGCCACCAAAGGAGUAUCCGGCGUCUUCCUCAACACGUUCCCAGAUUUCCAACACCCCGAUGGCGAAGUGCCGCAGGCGCAGAACUUCGUAACCGCUGCUAGAGAAGCAGGAACCGUCACGUCAUUCGUCGUGUCCACGGUAUUCAAGAGCAAAGAGAAUCUGGAGUUCACAGCUGCCAGGACGAGCGACUUUCCAUUCUUGGCACGGUACUACAGAAGCAAAGCCGGCGUCGAGGAUGUCGUGCUCGCGAGCGGGAUCAAGCAUGUCACGAUAUUGAGGCCAACUGGGUUGGGAUACCAGUACUUGUCCCCAUAUUGCUUGCUGUAUUUUCCGGAGUACCCAAAGGAACAUUUCAUGACUGUUAGUUAUGCGAAGGAAUACCGACAAGGCCAUUUGGAUCCAGAAGAUGUGGGGAAGUUUGCUGCGGCAGCUUUCUUGCAGCCGGAGAAGUUUGGUGGGAAGACGAUCGAGCUGGUGAAGGAGGUGUUGACGUUUGAUGAGAUUGUGGCAGUCAUCAGCCGUGUUUCGGGAGUCAAGAUUGGAACCAGAUAUCGGAGUCAGGAGGAGACCAGAGCGCUCGUCCUCUCGGGGAAGUUCCCGGUCCUCGAGACGCAGAUGAUUCCGCGCAGGCUGGAUUAUGAAAAGGAGGUUACAAGUUUUGAAGAGUAUGGGAUACAGCUUGGUACACUUGAAUGUUUCUUGGAGAGAGAGAAGUUGAAGUUGUUGGAGACUUUGGGUGUGAAAGUCUAA